AUGGCAMCCGCAGCCAUCAUCGCCCCGUCCAUCCUCAGUGCCGACUUUGGUGCACUCGGAAAGGCAUGCUCCGACACAAUCUCGCAAGGCGCAGAUUGGCUUCAUGUGGACAUCAUGGACGGCCACUUCGUCCCGAACAUGACAUUUGGUGCUCCAGUAGUGACAAUGGUACGACCACAUGUCGAGCGACCCAAGGAAGCAUUCGGAAAAGGAACAUUUGACUGCCACAUGAUGAUCGCUGAGCCGAAAAAAUGGGUGAAGGAUUUCAGGAAGGCUGGAUGUGAUCUAUAUUGCUUUCACUACGAAGCUGCGAUCUCGUCGACGGCGGCCGAGAGCCCAGAGGCGCAGUCCGAGGAGAAGACGAGCCCGAAAGAGCUGGUCAAGUAUAUCCAUGACCAAGGAUUGAGGGCAGGUAUUGCUAUCAAGCCUGGAACGCCAGUGGAUGUGCUGUAUGACAUUCUGGACAACCCCGACAAGGCUUACGUGCCUGAUAUGGCCCUUGUCAUGACGGUCGAGCCAGGAUUCGGAGGUCAGAAGUUCAUGCCAGAGAUGAUGCCCAAGGUCGAGGCAUUGCGAAAGAGAUAUCCGGAGUUGAAUAUCGAGGUUGAUGGUGGUUUGAGUGAGAAGACAAUCGACACUGCAGCAGAUGCAGGAGCCAAUGUGAUUGUUGCAGGCAGUGCCGUGUUUGGUGCGAAAGACCCAGGACAGGUCAUCGAGGCCCUCAGACAGGCGGUGGAAAAGCGGAGGUGA
Messenger RNA from Ramularia collo-cygni, 750 nucleotides. Its product is annotated as probable RPE1-D-ribulose-5-phosphate 3-epimerase. Gene Ontology annotation, molecular function: metal ion binding; D-ribulose-phosphate 3-epimerase activity. Gene Ontology annotation, cellular component: cytosol. Bases 1 to 750 code for a protein of 249 amino acids. Gene Ontology annotation, biological process: pentose-phosphate shunt, non-oxidative branch; pentose-phosphate shunt; carbohydrate metabolic process. The record is from RefSeq and is a predicted model, not a curated record. The transcript is spliced from 3 exons. Lineage: Eukaryota; Fungi; Ascomycota; Dothideomycetes; Mycosphaerellales; Mycosphaerellaceae.